AUGGAUCCCGAGGCAGUGGGGGACGACCUGUCCCGCCUGCGCGCUCUGUUCCUGGCCUGCGAUGCCAGCGGCUCGGGCCGCAUCGAGCGGGAGGACUUCGCUGCGCUCUGCGCCGAGCUGCGGGUGCGGCCGGCUGAGGCCGAGGCCAUUUUCCAGCGCCUCGACAGCGACCGCGACGGGGCCAUCUCCUUCCCGGAGUUUGCCCGUGGCUUCCGUGGCGCUACCCGGCGACAGCCCGGCGGCGGCGAGCCGGAGGGCGAGGAGGAGGCGGCGACAGCGGCAUUGGCCACCGCGGGGCUGGAGCAGCCUUGGAGAGACUUCGAGGUGCGGCUCGGGGACGAGGCGAGGUACAUUCCCAGACAAGAACAGGUCAGUGUUCUGUAUCAGAACAUACACAUAGUGGAACCAAGGUUAGUCCAACCAUAUGAACAUGUCAUUAAGAACUUCAUCCGAGAGAUCAAACUGCAAAGCACAGAGAUGGAAACUUUGGCCAUCGCAGUAAAAAGAGCUCAGGAUAAAGCAGCAGUUCAGCUUAGUGAGCUGGAGGAAGAGAUGGAACAACGUAUACAAGCUGCAGAGCAUAAAGUUAAAAAGGAAGAGAAGCGAAAAGCUGAGGAAGCACUAAGUGAGCUGAAGCGCCAGUAUGAUACUGAAGUUGGAGAUCUUCAGGUGACAAUAAAAAAGCUUAAAAAGUUGGAGGAGCAAUCCAAAAACAUAAAUCACAGGGAAGAUGUGAUUGAAUUGAAAAAAAGAAUCCAUGAUAUGUUCCUGGAAAAUCAGAAACUUAAGAAAGAUCUUUUAGAAGCACAGACAAAUAUAGCUUUUCUUCAGAGUGAAUUAGAUACCUUGAAAAGCGAGUAUGCAGAUCAAACUUUGAACAGUGAGAGAGACCUAGAAAUGAUACGAGAGUAUACUGAGGAGAGAGAUAAUCUGGAAAGACAAAUAGAAAUACUUCAAUCAGCCAACAGAAAGCUACAUGACAGCAAUGAUGGUUUAAGAAGUGCACUUGAAAACAGUUUCAGCAAAUACAACAGAUCAUUGCGGUUAGCAAACACCUCACCUGGAAGUACUAUUUCUAGAAGCAGUCCUAAAUCUAAUGGUGGGCAGUCUCCUCUAAACCUACGGUAUGACAGAUCAUCGCAUUCUUCUUGUGUGGACGAAGAUUAUGAUUCUUUAGCACUUUGUGAUCCUAUGCAAAGGAUAAACUAUGAAGUUGACAGCUUGCCUGAGAGCUGUUUCGACAGUGGCUUGUCUACCCUGAGGGAUUCAAAUGAGUAUGAUUCAGAAGUGGAGUACAGGCAGCAAAGGAUUUUUCAGAGGUCACAAUGUAUGCAAGAAAGCUUUGGUGGUGAUGCUUCUGAUACAGAUGUUCCAGAGAUAAGGGAUGAGGAAGCAUACAGUCCUGAUAACAGCAGUACAGUAUUGGACUGGAAGUCCUCACAACCAGUAAGUCGAAGCAGCUCAAUUGCUUCAACAAGGAAAUACAUAUCUGCUCUUGCUCCUCAGUCAGAUGCAACUGAACAUACUCCAAAAUACCCCAGUUCGGAGAAGGCUUACAAGAUUGUUCUUGCUGGAGAUGCAGCAGUGGGAAAAUCCAGUUUCCUUAUGAGACUUUGCAAAAAUGAAUUUCGAGGCAAUACUAGUGCAACUCUGGGUGUGGAUUUUCAAAUGAAAAGACUGAUUGUUGAUGGAGAACCCACAGUGCUACAGCUGUGGGACACAGCUGGGCAGGAGAGGUUCCGAAGUAUUGCUAAAUCAUACUUCAGAAGAGCAGAUGGUGUCUUACUGCUCUAUGACAUCACAUGUGAAAAAAGCUUUCUUAAUGUGCGAGAAUGGGUGGAUAUGAUUGAGGAUGCAACUCAUGAGAAUAUUCCAAUUAUGAUGGUGGGAAACAAAGCAGAUCUCCGUCAAGCUUUUACAGCACAAGGGCACAAAUGUCUGCCUAUAAAUUAUGGAGAAAAGCUGGCUAUGACUUACAAUGCGCUUUUCUGUGAAACAAGUGCUAAAGAUGGAUCUAAUAUUGUAGAAGCAGUUCUUCAUCUUGCUCGUGAAGUGCGAAAACGUAGUGAUAAUCAAGAUGAUAGGAGGUCAGUAACCAGCCUGGCCGAGACACCUAUCAAAAAAUCAGCGCUCACGAAAAACUGUUGCAGUGUUUAA
Molecule: messenger RNA, 2157 nt
Organism: Indicator indicator
Lineage: Eukaryota; Metazoa; Chordata; Aves; Piciformes; Indicatoridae
Gene: RASEF
Product: RAS and EF-hand domain containing
Exons: 17
Coding region: 1-2157 (718 amino acids)
Molecular function (GO): GTPase activity; calcium ion binding; GTP binding
Source: RefSeq, a predicted model, not a curated record